This is a messenger RNA of Blastomyces gilchristii SLH14081, 249 nucleotides long. RefSeq lists its product as uncharacterized. The transcript has a single exon. Bases 1 to 249 code for a protein of 82 amino acids. Lineage: Eukaryota; Fungi; Ascomycota; Eurotiomycetes; Onygenales; Ajellomycetaceae. The record is from RefSeq and is a predicted model, not a curated record.
AUGAUUCAGAAUAUUGAGAAGACAGUCCUGCUCUCUGAGCAUGUCAAUCUACUUGCUGCUGAGGUGGAACCUGAGACAGUAGACCAGGAAAUGCAGGAUUUUGAGAUGCAGGUUGACCUGGCUGAGAGAGAGCAGCAGGAAUCCUUCUCUGAGAAGACAGUGAAGAGAGAUUUUGAGAUGAUUAUCACCUUAGAUGAGAAGGAGAAGAAGAAGAAGAAGAAGAAGAAGAAGAAGAAGAAUGAGAAGUGA